This is a messenger RNA of Funneliformis geosporum, 651 nucleotides long. The record is from the annotation of a GenBank genome assembly. Lineage: Eukaryota; Fungi; Glomeromycota; Glomeromycetes; Glomerales; Glomeraceae.
AUGAAUUACAGAAAAUUGCAUUUCUUCUUUGCAUUAAGCCAUUUGUUCUUUAGUGUUGAGCCAUUUACUCCUGCAGAACGAUAUUCUCAUACCUCUGCCCUUGUUGAAAAUAAGCUUUAUUUUUUGGGGGGAGACGGAGAAUUUUAUUCAAAUGAAGUGUUCUAUCUUGAUUUAUCUCAACAAUUUUAUGCAGAAUAUCCUUCAUGGACCGAUCUUACAGCAAACUCAGGAAUGAGUAUUAAAAGUAGUUGGGCAGCAGCUGCACUAACUAUUAAUGAUAAUAACCCGACUGUUUACCUAGUCGGAGGAAUAAUGUAUAAUCAAAAUAAUGAAGAUUCAUUUACUUCACUGGUAUACGCAUUCAUUCCGAAAUCAGGACAAUGGAAUAAACCUGUUAUUAAAGGAACUGAGCCAGCACGACGUAGACAAUUUCAAAUUGCUGCUGAUGAUUUUGGAAAUAUUUAUGUUUUUGGUGGAGGUGCUGAUAAAUACGUAGGAUCACAAAAUCUUCAAGUAUUUAAUGAUAUGGCAAUAUUAAAUACUGCUGAUUUAACAUGGUCAUAUGGCCCUAUUGUCAAUGCUCCCUCACCACGAGGGGGUCAUAGUGCGACUUUAAUAUCAAAUGGUGUUAUUGUAUAUAUUGGAGGGUAG